AUGUUACAGACAGUAAGCGAGUGGCUGUGGUGGGACCGUUUGUGGCUGCCGGGAAACCUCUCCUGGUCUGAUCUGGAGGACAGUGAAGAUCACAUAUACGCCAAAACCUCUCACCUUUACGCAGCUGUUCCCUGUGCUUUUUGCCUGCUCCUUGUCCGAUACCUGUUUGAGAGGUGAGAACCUACAGUCUGCGAGUAGAUGGGCCUAUGUCUCAGGGAGAUUAGCGACGUCUGGUUGCAGAAUUCAGGGAUUAUGUUGCUCAAGCCGAGUGGAGCAAUGAGCCUGGGCACUCCUGCUAUGUGUAGCUGAAACACUGACACAUAAUUAAUGUAAUAUGUGUUGUCACAGGUACCUGGCCACACCACUGGCUAAUGUUUGGGGAAUCAGGGACAGGGUACGUCUAAAAGCAGAGUCAAACCAUGUCCUGGAAAGUUUCUUCUGCGGCCAAAAACGGGCUCCAUCACAGGUAUGUUCUAGGAAAGAAAAAUAUGCAAAUCAAAGUCCUGAAUACAGAAUACAGGAGGAUGAAUUAGAAAAAAAUGAUUAAAUUAAAUGUGUGAUAAAUCUAUGUUUUUUUUUUUAUCUGAUAACUCUUUAGGGGUAAAUGCUGUUGGCUUGGUAUAUUUUGGACAGAGAGUAAUAACUUUGUUGUUGCCCUCAUGCUUCAGGCAGAUGUGAGGUCUCUGUGCAAGAAGACCAGCUGGACAGAGAGAAAAGUUCAGCUCUGGUUCAGGAGGAGGAGGAACCAGGAGCGCGCAGGACUUCGCAAGAGGUUCUGUGAAGCCAGGUAUGAGUGUCUGUCCAUCCAUCCGUGUGUGGUUGAUAAUUGAUGUGAGAGUAUAUGUGUGUACAUCUAAAUAUGUGCUAUUAUUGUUUUUGUCCAUCAACAGUUGGAGAUGUGUCUUUUAUUUCUUUGCAUUCAUUUACGGGGUUGUGGCCCUCUAUGAUGUGAGUACUUUUGGGUUCUGAUGAAUAUGAAUAUAUUCAGCUCUUGCGUUGGCCACUAUUGUAUUGCACAGGGUGCUUUCUUUGCUGCUGUGGGAUAUUUCUCUUUCCUUGUCUGCCUCUCUUCUGUCGCCCCAUGUGGAUGUAUUGCUCUGGUUUCACUGUGUACAAUAUGUGCUUCAGGGUUUUUCUCACACUCCGGCACUCACACACACAUGCAUGUGCUUGUGGACACCUUUUACCCUUGCCGUUUUUUUUUUUUUUUUUUUUUCCACCCCAGACCUCCUCACACACACACACACACACACACACACACACACACACACACACACACACACACACACACACACACUAACACCCUUUUUUAAUUUUGUUGGCUGCAGAAACCCUGGCUGUAUAAUCUGAGAGAGGUUUGGGCCGGCUUUCCAAAACAGGUACAAGUUUUUACUCGUUUUUACUCUUACCUUUAUAUUAUUUUAUUCAACAAAGUGGUUUAACAAUAAACUAUAGGCUUUCUACAGUCCAAGGAUUGUACAAUAUCACAGUACGUGGUAUCAUGGACUUUAUAAGUGUCUGUAUGAGCUGUGUGACCCAUUUUCAUUCUACUUGAGAAAAGUAGAGCAUGACCUUUUUGUCACAAGCACUUUUUCUGUUGGUCUUUGCAAUAUCAGUGCUGUAGUACUUAACCCUCAUUAACGUCAUGUGCAAUAUUACUUUUACAUUAACUAUAAUGUGCAGUUUUUAUUUCAAUAUUAUGAUGCAGUGUUAUGUUUUACAUUAUCUGGUACGAUAAGGUUGUCCUAGUUAUCACUGUGAAGCCUUUUGUUAUUUACUUAUUACCAUGUCCAUUUAAUCUUAAGCACUUUUAAUCUCACUUUCAUUCACUUUGUAGUUUUUUACACUAUAUUGGCCCCUGUAAAUUAGAGGCUUUUAUUACGUUAUUCACUUUGAUGUAUUGUUAUUUUGGAGCAAUCUGGCCCUAAAAUUCUGCUAGGACUAAUAAAGUUCAGGUGUAUCUUAUCUCAUUAUCUCUUACACCAUCCUAUCUCAUUUGUACGUGAAGUCCAUGCUGCCAUCUCAGCACUGGUAUUACCUCUUGGAAAUAGGCUUCUACCUCUCUUUGAUCCUCAGCCUCACGUUUGAUGUGAAACGCAAGGUAAGCAUACUAAUAUCUGUGUUUAUACAUAAGUGCUUAUGCAUAACCAUGAGGUACUCAGUGAUACACUGAGGCAAAACCUACAUAUAUACCAUCAUUAUGUUAUAAUAUUUUUUCUCUGUUUGUCAUAUACAUGCAUGUUUACCUGUUAUUUGUAUCUAGGACUUUAAAGAGCAGGUGAUUCAUCAUAUAGCCACACUGACCCUCCUGUGCUUCUCCUGGAUUUCAAACUACAUCCGUAUUGGAACUCUUGUGAUGGUGGUCCAUGACUCUGCAGACAUACUGCUGGAGGUCAGAGCUUUAAUCAGCACUAGUGCACUAUAGGAGCACUUCAGGCUGGUGUGGUGUUACAAAAUAAGUGGAAUUUCCCCUCGUAACAGUUCAGUGGACUGACUCAAAAGAACAGUUACUUUGUCUUCAAAGGUAGUUUUAAGGCGGUGAAGUGUACUCUUAAGGAUAGAGUGAGGUUUAAACCACAGCUAAAUGUUUCUGAUACUCUCUGUCAAAGGUAUUUGUUUACCUUCUGUAUUGGCACAGGUAAAGCUGUAUAAGUGAAUAAUUACAUGACGUAAGCUAAGUGCAAAUAGAAAGAAUACCUGCAACAACACUAUAGCAGGCAUUAGACUGUCCUUUUUAAACAAAGGUCUGUUUUUAUCCCGCAGGGCGCCAAAGUACUGAACUACGCCAAGUGGCACCAGACUGCUAACAUCAUAUUCGUGGUGUUUACAGCUAUCUUUAUGCUCACAAGACUUGUGAUUUUUCCUUUCUGGUAAGUGUGAUAAAGGAUCAAGGAUUUCUUUAUUAUUUCCAAGGGGAAAUUUAUUGUACAGCCGGUGUUAACACACAACCAUCACACUGAAUAAGUAGCUUCUGUUUGUUUCUCUAUGUGUUGGCCUGACACAUCUGAACUUCAGGCUGCAUUUUAUGGCUCUGCCCUCUCAGAUGUCUUUUUGGUCAGGAAACUAUUAUGUCUCUAAGCUAUUUUAUUUAACAAAGUUAUGUAACUGCACACUUCAGGCUUUUUACAGUCCAGGGAUUUACAAAGAGUUCAUGUGCAGCCUUCGUUUGUGAUUUCUAAUUCAGUUGAUCAAAUUUCUUGUUACAUGUGUUAAAAAAAACAUUAAAUGUAGCUGUGUCUGGAGCCCCGAAGCAGCUUCUGCAACAAAAGGGCUAAAAAUAUCAUCCAUCACACAGACAAUAGCAAAGAAAACAAGCACAACACAACUGUAAAAAAGGGCAAUCAAAUUAAUAUAAAAAAUGAAUACAACAUUAGCUUUUCAAAAAGCUGAUGGCAGUUGGGGAAAAAGAGUUUUCCAGUCAGUCAGUCCUGCAUGCAGAGAGAAUGUAUCUGCAGCCAAGCGGAAAAACAACAAGCUUUUUAAACAGUGCAUGGUGCAGAUCAUUUAAGAUCCACUGAGCCUUUUUCAAGAGUCCUGAGCGUGAAUACCUGGCUCAAAUAAUUCAAAGUAAUGCCUGCAAUUCUGCACCACAUUUGAACAACCUGAAACCAAUUUCUGUUCUUAAGAUAAACUUAUCUUUAAAAACAACUGAGAGAAAAUCUAAGAAAAGAUUCACCAAAAUAAUGCAAAAAUAUUUACACUGCAUCAACAUUAGAAAUAAAAGCUAGCUUGUCAUCAUUAGUGCCAAAGUUAAGGUACUUUUUCUUUCCUUUUUUUUUUUUUUUUUUUUUGAUAGGGACAAUGCAAAUUACACAGUACAACAGCCUGUUACACAGCCUGUAGUAAGUGAUGUUUUGCAUAUACAGAUUACAGCUAUGGCCAGUUUCAAAUAGGAAAAACUAUCAAGAUUACACACAGUAACAGACAUAGGCCCACAGUAACAACUGUACAGUAUAAAAAAAUGAAUACCAAGGGUUAAAAUUUGGUCCGGGCAAGUCUAACUAUCUUUUGUUUAAUAUCUUUACAGGUUAAUUCACUGUACAUGGGUUUACCCACUGGAGCUUUUUCCCCCCUUCUUUGGCUACUACUUCUUCAACGUGAUGCUGUGUAUUCUUCUGAUGCUCCACCUCUACUGGGCUGCUCUAAUAUCCCGAAUGCUCUAUAAGUGUCUCUUUUCCAAGGUGUGUUUUCAUGUGUUCAUUCGUGCAUUUAAAGGAAAGAGAAUGUACAAUUUCUACAACUGGCAUGUCCUUUUAGGCUUUUGUUUGGCUUACCCUGAUCUACCUCUCUUCUGUGGCUUUUCUACAUCACACAGCUGGAAGGUGAUGACAGGAGUGAUGAAGAUGAGGAUGACAGUGACACACCAGAGGAAAGAAAUCACAAACUGAACCAUAAAAAUGGCUCUGGAACCAGAGGUCGAGCGAAUGGCCACUGACACAGCUAAACAUAAACUGAUUCAGCUUGGAUUGAUGUUUGAAUAAAAUAAUGACAUCCAUGCAAAACAAAACGACACUUGGGCCAAGAUUUUCAAUGAAAGUGUGAGGACUUCAACUUUAUUUUUUGAAGUGUUUAAAAUUUAUCAUGUUCUCUCAAUCAAGACAAGUGGAAGAUUUAUUGAGAAU
Molecule: messenger RNA, 4622 nt
Organism: Xyrichtys novacula (pearly razorfish)
Lineage: Eukaryota; Metazoa; Chordata; Actinopteri; Labriformes; Labridae
Source: the annotation of a GenBank genome assembly